This is a messenger RNA of Closterium sp. NIES-65, 606 nucleotides long. The record is from the annotation of a GenBank genome assembly. NCBI's taxonomy places the organism in Eukaryota, Viridiplantae, Streptophyta, Zygnematophyceae, Desmidiales, Closteriaceae.
AUGAGGAGAGGAGCAGAGGAUCAGAGAAGCAGCCUCGACACCAUCGAAGGUUCUUUUGACGAAUUCAACGCCAAGGCCCUUAUGCUUGUGGGCGCCAGCAGCGGAGAAGAGGAGAGGAGGAGAACAGAAGCGGGGGAGAAGACGAGAAGACGAGAAGAGGAGCAGGAGAGAAGAGGAGCACCUUCGAAUACAUGGAAGGUUGCAACACUUCGUUUUUAUCUCGCAUGGAUCGCUGGCUGUUGUUCUGCACUCACUGACUCUCUCCUCGCUUCUCUGGCAGGUUCACUUGACUGUGUUGGCCGCUGCAGCAGGAGACGAGCAGCGGAGCAGAGGAGAGGAGCAGAGGAGCAGAAGACGAGAGCAGCCGAGGAGCAGAGGAGCAUCUUCGAACACAUGGAAGGUUGCAAGCGCUCCUCCUUUGCGCUCCUGCUUGCCCAUCUGGCAGCGGCAGCACCUGUGGUGGGCGGCUGGUACUAUUUCGGAGCCCCGUCGCUUGCCAACACUCGAAGCAGCAACAAGGCGGAAGACAACACCAAAAGCCUCUCUGCACGCCUGCAAGCGAGUGCCAAGGCCUGCAGCGCCCGUGCACGCGCCAUCAACAGAUAA